Messenger RNA from Drosophila arizonae, 905 nucleotides. It is a transcript of the gene emc, whose product is annotated as Basic helix-loop-helix domain-containing extra-macrochaetae. The record is from RefSeq and is a predicted model, not a curated record. Gene Ontology annotation, cellular component: cytoplasm; nucleus. Gene Ontology annotation, molecular function: transcription regulator activity; protein dimerization activity. Lineage: Eukaryota; Metazoa; Arthropoda; Insecta; Diptera; Drosophilidae. Gene Ontology annotation, biological process: negative regulation of transcription by RNA polymerase II; cell differentiation; circadian regulation of gene expression.
AAAUCAAAGUCAAACAAAACUCGCAGCGAAACCAAAACACAUCAAAGUUGAAUUUUGAAAGAAGUUAACUUCGAUUUAUUGAAACCUCGCAAGUAACCGGUAAAAGCCGUGUAAAAAGCCGCCAAAAUUCUACUCAAGGAGCGUAAAGCGAUCAUCUCAAAAAUGAAGUCCUUGACGGCCGUUUGCCAAACAGGUGCCUCGAUGCCGGCAAUGAAUCCUAAUGGCCGCAUCGCCCGCCAUCCACCGCAUCGCGGCGACGGCGAGAAUGCCGAAAUGAAGAUGUAUCUCUCGAAGCUGAAAGACCUGGUGCCGUUCAUGCCGAAGAACCGCAAACUCUCCAAACUGGAAAUCAUCCAGCACGUCAUCGACUACAUCUGCGAUCUGCAAACGGAGCUGGAAACCCAUCCGGAGAUCAAUAAUUUCGAUGCUGCUGCCGCUUUGAGUGGCGUCGCCGCAGCAGCAGCUGCCGGCGGCUCCGAAGAUGAGGAUGAGAGCGAUGAGAUGGAUCUCGAUGCAGCCGAUGAUGUAUUGGCCCAGCGCCUGGCCGCCGAGCAGGAGCAGCUAGCCAAAAUCUCUAGUCCCGCUGCCGCCCGCCUGCCGCUCGCCGACCGUCAGAGUCCCAACACAAUUCUGCCAACAGCCGCACCAACAGCAGCAGCAGCCGCUGCCCAACAGUUUAGCGACGCAAUUGAGCGGCGAAAAGGACAGCAGGCAAUCGUAAAGCAGCCGGCAGCAGCAGAGGCCGCGGCAGCAGUAUCAACACCUACAACUAAUACUAAACAUUUAAAGCUAUAGAAAUCAUAUUAAUUAAUGUUAGUCGCAGUGUAGUACAGUCAGCUCCACUCAAAACUCAACUCCACUCAAAAACCAACUCGUGUGAAGAUCUCCACAAACAACAACAACAA